AUGUCGGCAUCCAAGAGGCUACUCCCAUCAAGGCUUAGCCUUUUGCGAUCUGCCUCAUCGAGCCCCAGCCGAAACUUCACCAGUACCACCAGAUUGGCCGUCCAAGGUGAACCGUGGCCCCAGAGAUCUCCCCUGGGAGCCUACUACGAAAGCAUCAUCCGAGAUCCGACUCCGUAUCCUUUCAAGGAGAAGCCCGAAGACCCUCCCGACUCGGCCGACCCCGACGUCCAGCCCCCCGGCAAGAAGCCCGAAUCUCCGUCCGCACCACCGCCGACCAAGAAGAAGCCGGGCCCAGCGGAGAAGGCCCGCAUUGUCUUUGGGUCCCGACUGCUCGGCCCUGCCGAACAGGCCGAUCGCCUCGCAGCCAAGAAAGCCCAAUCGACAUAUAUUGCUGGUGUCCUCGUACCUCCGCGCCCCGAAGAGCCCGACAACUGCUGCAUGAGCGGGUGCGUCAACUGCGUCUGGGAUCGGUUCCGAGAUGACAUGGAAGAGUGGUCAGCCAGGAAGAACGAGGCGCAAAUGCGACUCAACGACAAGGAGGCAUCCAUAGACGCUGAUGGCGGCGGCUCACAAGGCGGCUGGGGGGUCAGACUUGGCAACGCUAAGAUCGCAAAGGACUUAUGGGAUGAAGAAGUGUUCGAAAACGUCCCGGUCGGCAUUCGCGAAUUCAUGAAGCAGGAGAAGCGGCUGAAAGAGAAGCACCAAAGGGAAGGGACCAUGGGGGGCUGA
This is a messenger RNA of Hirsutella rhossiliensis, 729 nucleotides long. Its product is annotated as Oxidoreductase-like protein. The transcript has 2 exons. The record is from RefSeq and is a predicted model, not a curated record. The coding region runs from base 1 to 729 and encodes 242 amino acids. Gene Ontology annotation, cellular component: mitochondrion. Lineage: Eukaryota; Fungi; Ascomycota; Sordariomycetes; Hypocreales; Ophiocordycipitaceae.